Molecule: messenger RNA, 4307 nt
Organism: Stegostoma tigrinum
Lineage: Eukaryota; Metazoa; Chordata; Chondrichthyes; Orectolobiformes; Stegostomatidae
Gene: grk1a
Product: G protein-coupled receptor kinase 1 a
Exons: 7
Coding region: 237-1934 (565 amino acids)
Biological process (GO): protein phosphorylation; signal transduction; regulation of opsin-mediated signaling pathway
Cellular component (GO): cytoplasm
Molecular function (GO): ATP binding; rhodopsin kinase activity
Source: RefSeq, a predicted model, not a curated record
GAGAAAGUGUAAGACACACCAUUCUUUCAUACCCCUGGCUGGGUCAGUCAUGUCAGCAGCACAGACACUGAGCCCCUCUCCUCAGUUCCUUUUGUUUGCUCUGUUGUUGAGCAUGUUGUAGGGCCCCAGAGUGUUGGGAUCCUGCUGUGCAUUUUUUGAGCCCCACCGCCCCCUCCUCUCUAUCUCUCACAUGGUUUUGCUCUGGUUGAAGUGAAUUAGCAACCAAAGACAUCAGGAUGGAUUUGGGGAGUCUGCAGACAGUGGUGGCCAACUCCGCGUACAUCUCAGCUCGGGGCAGUUUCGAUGGAUCCGCCAACCUGCAGAUGACCAGGGAUAAGAAAUAUCGAGCCAAGCUGAAGCUCCCUCACAUCACCCAGAGCGAAACGCUGAAGGAGCAGAUUGACUUGGCCUUCGAUAGCAUCUGUGUCAAGCAGCCCAUUGGGAAGAAGCUAUUCCAGCAAUACUUAGACUCAGUGGCAGAGUACAAACCGGCCAAUGAACUCUGGAAGGCUAUUGAAGUGUACGACACAGCAGAAGAUGAAGGUCUUCUCGAGAAAGCUCGAAACAUUAUCAGCAAGUUCUUGGAGUCGGGGACUGAGCUCUUCUGCAGUUAUUUGGAAGAAAAGAGCAUCUUGAGAGUGAAAGAGGACUGUGAGAAUGUCAGAGAGGAUCUCUUCAGGGAGUGCAAAGAGGCCACCAUGAAAUUCUUAAAGGAGGACAGUCCCUUCGAGCAUUACAAGGAGAGCAUGUAUUUCAUGAGGUUCUUGCAGUGGAAGUGGCUGGAGGCUCAACCCAUUGGGGAGGACUGGUUCCUGGAGUUUCGGGUCUUGGGGAAGGGAGGGUUUGGCGAGGUGUCUGCUUGUCAGAUGAAGGCCACAGGGAAAUUGUAUGCUUGCAAAAAGCUGAACAAGAAGAGACUGAAGAAGAGAAAAGGAAACCAGGGAGUGAUGGUGGAGAAAAGGAUUCUCGCCAGGGUGCACACUCGAUUCAUCGUCUCGCUGGCUUAUGCCUUUCAAACUAAAGAGGAGCUGUGUCUGGUCAUGACCAUCAUGAAUGGCGGAGAUUUGAGAUAUCACAUUUACAAUGUUGAUGAGAACAAUCCAGGUUUUAGUGAGGAAAGAGCCUGUUUCUACACAGCUCAGAUUGUGUGUGGCAUGGAACAUCUUCACCAGUCCAGGAUCAUCUACCGGGACCUGAAACCAGAGAAUGUGCUGCUCGACAAUGAGGGUCAUGUGAGAAUCUCUGAUCUCGGACUCGCUGUAGAAUUGGAUGAUGAUCAAACUAAGAUCAAAGGCUAUGCUGGAACUCCAGGUUUUAUGGCACCAGAAUUGCUUAAAGGUUUGGAAUAUGAUUAUUCUGUCGACUAUUUCACCCUGGGAGUCACAUUGUAUGAGAUGAUUGCAGCCAAGGGUCCAUUCCGGUAUCGAGGGGAACACGUUGAGAACAAAGAGGUGAAACGGCGAAUUUUGAAUGACCCAGUGACUUACUGCAACAAAUUUAGUGAACCAAGCAAGUUGUUUUGUGAGGCUUUGCUGGAGAAAGAUCCUGAGAAACGCCUUGGAUUCAAGAAUGAAUGUUGUGAUGAAAUAAAGGCCCAUGCCUUCUUCAGGAGUAUCAACUGGAGAAAACUUGAAGCUGGUAUACUUCCACCUCCUUUUACCCCAGACUCUAAAACAGUGUAUGCAAAGGACAUUCAAGAUGUUGGCGCUUUCUCAACUGUGAAAGGAAUUACCAUUGAAGAUGCAGACAAAGAGUUUUUUGAUGAAUUUGCAACUGGUAACAUCCCUAUCCCAUGGCAAGAGGAGAUGAUUGAGACUGGUGUGUUUGAUGAGCUCAACGUGUGGGGGGUUAAUGGUGGAUUACCAAAUGAUCUAAGGAGAGGAUCAAUUCUGGAAAUGCCUCCCUCCAAAUCAGGAGUUUGUUCUAUUUCUUAAACAAGGAAAUAAAUUGCUGCAGGCUCCAUAUUUUAAGGAGUAGCAUGGAUAAGGUGUAAGAUGAAGCAUACCGUUGAAAACCCAACAUCUAUAAGUACUGUAGUGAGCCUCAAACACUGCUUGUGACAUUGAGAGACUGCCAGAUCCUAGCAUUAGGCCAGGCUAACUACAGGACAUCUGGGCCAAUCAUGAAUUGCUGGGAAAUAAAAACCACAAGCUAUCACAGCAAUUAUGACAGUUGUGAAUUCUCUCAUCUGGUAAUCCCUCUGUUUAUUGCUCAUUUCCUGUUCUUUCACAUCUGCAGUUUAUCCUCUUCAUCCCAGCCUAAUUCCACCACCUCAGCUGUGAUUUUAGAAGGGGAUCCCUCAUCAGCUAGAACCUCUUUUUCCCAGUUGCAGGGAUGGCAGAUUCAGAGUUUGACCCCAACCCAGCCCAGGUUGUUACGACAACUGAGACAGCCUUGACAAUGAUCAAGCCCACUUCUCACGUUAUGAGGGGACCCUCUGAAAUGUGUUCUCUUGGGGGGGAAAAAAAAAGAUCCUUUCUCUUCAAUAACAAUCCCAACUUGAAUCCUGUGUCACCCACUCCAUUAACUCUAAUAGGGCCUACCACCAGCUACUGAAAUCUUUAUUCAACUAUUAAUGGCACAACUCCCCAACAACUGCAUGUCCGUCUCUCAACCGGAAAAUUGGGAACUCACAUAAAGGAGUACACCAACAUGGUUUGCAGAUGGCAAAAGCUUUACUGCCCAACUUCAGUAUUAGGGUCUGCCAACGUUACGCCAUUUCAGAAUUCCCUAUGUAGAUUAAGGGCCUCAGAGCCUUUAGGUCUCUACCUGCUUUACAAAAUAUUCAGAUCAUUCCCAAGAAUGUGACAACGGGAUUGCACCAGAAGGCCUGACGGGGGUGGUUGUCAGCCUGUUUUAAUAGGGAAAAACUGGUAAAGAUAAUGGUAUAGUGCCAGUAUUACUGGACAAGCAAUCCACAGGUCUAGGCUAACGGGACAAGGUCCAGAACCUACCAUGCUAGCUCAUGAAAUUUAAAUUCAAAUCAAUCAUCAGUGGUCAUAAAAACCCAGAACAAAACCAGAAGUUUCUGGAAAAGCUCCGCAGGUUCUCUUCAUGGAUGUUGCUAGACAAAAAUCAGAGUUAACUUUUCUGGUCCAGUGACCCUUCCUCAGAACAGUAUUGAGGAAGGGUCACCAGACUCAAAAUAUUAAUUCUGAUUUUUUUCUUCACAGAUGCUGUCAGACCUGCUGAGCCUUUCCAGCAACUUCUGGUUUUGUUCCUGAUUUACAGAAUCUGCAGUUCUUUCGGGUGUCAUAAAAACCUAUUUGGUUCACUAAUUUUCUUCAGGGGAAGGAAAUAUGCCAUCCUUCCCCAGUCUGGCUAACAUGUAACUCCAGUACCACAGUGAUAUGGUUGACUCCUGAGCACACUUUGAAAUAGGUCUCUGAACAAGUCUCUCCAGUUCCAGGACAAUUAGGGAUGGGCAACAAACAUUGGCCUUGCCAUUGAUGUGCACAUCCCAUGUGAGAAUAAAUUUAAAAUUAUUUUUAAAUUUAGAUUAUCAUCUAAGCGUUUCAAAAACAGAAAAGCUUUGCAGGUAAAUAGCCUACUAACAUUUCUAUAGACAGUUAAAAAUAUCAGCUUAAACUGGAAGAACUUUUAAAUCAAUAGCCUCAAUUUGGAUUUAAAGUGGAUAAAUUUUUAAAUUACGGGUCAAAGAAGAUUUUGUUUUUUCUCUCUCUCUCUCUCUCUCUCACACACACACACACACACACGAAGCAAUAGUGCACACAACUGUUUCACUCCAACAGCUGCUUAGGCAGAGGUUGUUUCUAAACCCACUGGCAGCAGUCUUACAAGGUGAAAAAUUAAACAGAUUGAUGGCAUUCCUCAUUUGUAUCCUGUAAAUUUACAGGUUUGGGGAUUGAAUUCCGACUAGAGAAACAGCCCUGCUGUCAUUAUCUCCCACUUGUCUAGCAAGGCUCUGUCCUCCAGAGAUAAAUGAGCUCAGUCUUCGUGGGACUACAGUUGGCUGUUGGAAUAAAGAAUUGUAAUAAUAAUCAGGAUAACCACAUUACCAAAACCAAUUGGUGGUAGCUUGUUAUGUGGUGUAAUGCCAGGUCAUUCCAUGUGCUCAAAGGGCAAUGUCAAAGCUGGAUGGAUUUAACUUAAUACUUGUAUCAACUAUUUCCCAUUUUUAUGGUGAAAAUUGUUACCCUUUCCAUUGCAACAAGUUAAUUAAAGAAAACAAACACAACAAUGAGAAGAUAUUGAAAGCUAGAGCAAUGUAAACCUUUUGUAUUUUGAUGGAAGACAGAAAAGAACGCGUUCAAGUACUUCUGACAUUCAAUAAAAACUAAUUUUGC